This is a messenger RNA of Hyposmocoma kahamanoa, 2804 nucleotides long. RefSeq names its product IST1 homolog (gene Ist1). The record is from RefSeq and is a predicted model, not a curated record. Lineage: Eukaryota; Metazoa; Arthropoda; Insecta; Lepidoptera; Cosmopterigidae. Gene Ontology annotation, biological process: protein transport. The coding region runs from base 16 to 1215 and encodes 399 amino acids. The transcript has 7 exons.
UAAUAAUAAUUAAAGAUGUUUUCCACAAACCCGAAUUAUACUAAGCUGAAAACGCACUUAAGGCUUGCUAUAAAUCGGCUAAAACUGUUGGAGAAAAAGAAAACUGAAUUAGCACAGAAAUCACGUAAGGAAAUUGCCGAAUAUAUUGCAGCUGGUAAAAGUGAGAGAGCUAAAAUUCGCGUAGAACACAUUAUCAGAGAAGACUACAUGGUGGAAGCAAUGGAGAUAGUGGAAAUGUACUGUGACUUGAUCCUGGCAAGAUUUGGACUUGUCACCCAGAUGAAAGAACUGGAUGAAGGUUUGGCUGAAGCCAUAUCUAGUCUCAUUUGGGUCGCACCGCGAAUGCAUACUGAUGUUCAGGAACUUAAAGUAAUCUCAGAUUUACUCACAGCAAAAUACGGAAAGAUCUAUGCAGAUGCGUGCAGAAAUGAAAACGUAAAUACAAUAAGUGACAAAUUAAAACACAAGAUGUCUGUACAGAGCCCGCCCAAAAUAUUGGUAGAGAGAUAUUUGAUAGAAAUCGCUAAGAACUACAAUGUCGAAUAUGCACCUGAUGAACAAGUGAUGCGUGAAGAAGAAGCUCGCGAUGCGAUGUUAAUAGAUAUAAACGGACCACCCAUGCCUCCGGGUUUUAUCGGAUACCCACCAGCACCACCAAUGCCGCAGAUGCCCCAUCUACCACCUCCUACGGUCACACCUUUCAAUUAUCCUACAACACCGUCAGGCGGUAAAGCGGGAGGGUUCAUAGCGACACCUCCAAAUUACGGCGGGCCAAGCCAACCACCGCCGACAGCCUACAAUAUGCCCCCUGGAGUCAACUCUAAAGAUUUUAGCAACAGUUUCUUGCAGGAGGAAAUGCACAACCUUCCGCCUGCGUACGACAGUAUACACUAUGAUAUGCCGGCAGUUCCGUCUCCGUCGGCAAGUGCGCAUCAGUCACCAAUUCCGCAUCAGCCACCAGUUCCGCAUCAGCCACCAGUUCCGCAUCAGCCACCAGCACCGACACCACAACCGCGUGCUAAACCACCGGGUUCAGGAUCUGGUCAUUUCCCGGAAUUGCCAGAUUUGCCGUCCGUACCAUCCGACUUGCUGUUGCCCUCUGUACCGCAUAGCAACUCGUCGCAUUCUAACCCGCAGAACAACUCGAGUGCACCAGAUGAAAUUGAUUUUGAUGAUCUAAAUAAACGUUUCGAAGAGUUGAAAAAGAAGAAGUAAUAUUGUAACGUCAUAAAUUCCAAUAUUAAGACACGGACGGGUUACUUUUGGAUCCUGAAAUUCGCACCCUUAGUGUAAUAAGGCCCCAUAUGCAAAUUGACAACUUUUCCGAAAAAGAUUCAAGAUUCUACGAACGAAAUUAGUCGAUAACUUUUGUAUGCGUAGGAGAUUUAUAAAAUUUCAUGUAUACAUAAUUUGUUUAUGUAGUUAGUCUUAUUUUUAUAACUUUCAUGUGAUAAAAGCACUUUUAACAUAUGAUUACGGCUAAGUUCAGGUGACAAAUUUAACGUGCGUUUUCGUAUCACGCGUCUAGAUAUUCAUAUAUUUUACAUUCUCAUCUCCCAUUAUGGACAUACGUGCGGUACCGCCGCGUUCAGAGGAAAUACUUUAAAACGCGCAUCAAAAUCUGGCAAAAGCACGUCACCGCGCGUUUUCGUUGCAAGAGGACGUGUUAGACUCUUUGCUACUUUGCCUUUGCACCGCGCAUUGCCUCUCGUAAUCUGAACGUUCCAACUCGACGCGCGGCAGAUGUGCAUCCAUCUAAACCUAGCCUUAUAAUUAUGGCUAGCAGUUGUCGGCAGAUUUUUCAAUUCCGCAAUGUCUGUGGGUCCAAAAUUAUACUUGCCAGUCUUUAUUGGUGAAUUGUCUAUACUAUAAUUUAUUUCACAAUCAAGUAUGAAAUAAUACAAAUUAUGAAAAAACGAGAUUUCUUUAUUUUGUAUAUAUUUAUUAACUUUUUCGGUUGGUAGGGUAACAAUGAAGAAAUCAGAAAGAAUCUAUAAAAGUAGGUAUAUCAAAUUAUUUUUCUAAUAUAUGAAUUUUCAAAGAUAGGAUUUAUAGGUUUAAAAGUCCCUAAUUUUAAUUAUAUUCCAAUACAUGCAUAAAUAAAAGUAAUCGUAAUGCGCUUAUAAUGAUCGAUAACCCAUUCUCAUUUAAAUUCUUAAAAGUUGAUGUGCAAAAAUUGCCUAAUUGAAUAUAUACCAUUGUUUUUUCAUACUCGACACUUAAAUAAUGGUCACACUGGAAUAAGGCACGCUGAAUCGUUAAUCUUGUGAAAAAAAUCUACGUAAAGUCCCAAAUAUUCGGGACGAUUUAUCUUCACUACUUGAGUUUUCAAACUGAUAGAAACGAUGAAUUGAUAGUUUAUGUCGUUAACGAUUCAACUUCAAUGCGGGGGUAUAGCGAUCGAUACGAUUAUCGUAAUGAUAAACGAGGAAUCGUCUGUAUAAGGGAAUCUUAAGAAAAUUCGAUGAAGUGCUUCCAUGAAAUGUGUUGGCUGAAACCUUAAUUGUUUCAAACAAAUGUAUAAGAGUCAGUCAGCAGGGAGAUUUUGUUAAGAGUUUGGGUACAGAUGAGAGCAUCACUUGAGUGUAACGGGAACCGCGCUGCAUGCCGUCUCACUACGUGCUGGUCUAUCCAACAAAUGUAGGCAGCGAUAAUUUCAAGUUGACACUUGUUUCAAAGAUUCGUGCAGUAGAUCCUUUUACUUGUAUCAAUGCACUCAGGAUUAGGAGAAAAUUGUGAUAUAUAGAUAAUGUAUUGUAAUGUAUAAUAAAACUCUGUGCUUUAAAUAUUAUAUUUUAUUAUUG